GCAUUUCAGGCGGCACAUUCCAGGCGGCACAUUCAGCAGCAUCAUGCCUUAGGCAUUGCAAUUAUCCUUUGCCGUCCUAUGCUAGGGCCGGAGGAGCCGGUGUAUAGGGCCCGCUUCUUCAACAUGGACCCUACAGACUACGUGAAGACUGUCAAUAUAUAUGAGCUGUUGGAUCCGGAUUUUGUUGCGGAGGAUGAGCAUGAUGAUGCCAAUAUUGAAGAGCGGCUGCAAAAUCUGACGCUCAAGAACACAAUUGAAAUCACCAGCGGCAGCGUAAGCGGCAACGUAAGCGGCAACACCAACAGCAAUGGCAGCGGUUACAACAGUGGCAACCCCAGGGCCAACGCCAGUGGAAACAUCAACAGUGGCAAUGACACCGGCGACGACAGCGACGGCGGGGGCUGGGAAACCGUCGUCAACAAUAUCGACACGGGAAAACGCCACCGCCGCGUUGUCAACCAGCGGCCGGACUGCCCUUAUGGCCUGCGGUGCAAGAAGCAAGACGACUGCGGCUACCGCCACACCGCCCAGGAGCGGCGGCUGUUCCAGCAGAACCCAAACCGGAACCUCGGCAUGCGCAACACCCAGAUGUGUCGGUACGCUUCAAACUGCUGGAGCGGGCGGGACUGCCUGUACGCACAUACCGAAGCCGAAGCGAGGUGUCUGGACUGCAAGUAGACGGGCCAUUUCAAAGGCGACGCUGCCAAAGGUCUUUUGCAAACCUAAGCGUGCCGUCGGUGUAUAUUUGUUGCAGCGCUCUCAACAAUCUAAUCAAUCCAAUCCAGGCCUCAUAAUUGGAUUGAAUUGAGGCCUUUCUGAAUAAUUGAUUGAUUGAAGCCCCAGAUGGAUGGAUAGAUGGAAUUUAUUUCGCCCGGAGGCGCGAAGCCUAAAGGCCUUGGCGCGCUAACUACAUCCAAUUCGUUAACGUUCAAUCAUCAACUCGUAUAAGCCCUUUACUCUCACCCCUUUUCUCA
Messenger RNA from Parathielavia appendiculata, 974 nucleotides. RefSeq lists its product as uncharacterized. The coding region runs from base 79 to 678 and encodes 199 amino acids. The record is from RefSeq and is a predicted model, not a curated record. The transcript has a single exon. Lineage: Eukaryota; Fungi; Ascomycota; Sordariomycetes; Sordariales; Chaetomiaceae.